Oryctolagus cuniculus (rabbit) is the source of this 6151-nucleotide messenger RNA. Lineage: Eukaryota; Metazoa; Chordata; Mammalia; Lagomorpha; Leporidae. The record is from RefSeq and is a predicted model, not a curated record.
AGGUCACCUAUAAAAGGCAAGGGAUGCUACCAGCACGUAUUGAAACCACUUUGUUUGUGUCUUCAUUUUUUAGGGAACAUCCCCUUCUCUGCGAUUUAUAACACUCAAGGAUUUAAAGAGCCCAACAUUCAGACGUACCUCUCUGGCUGUCCCAUCAAAGCGCAGGUUUUGGAAGUGGAGCGCUUCACCUCUACAACAAGGGUGCCAGGUGUCAAUCUUUACACCAUUGAAUUGACACAUGGGGAAUUUAAAUGGCAGGUUAAGAGGAAAUUCAAGCACUUCCAAGAAUUCCACAGAGAGUUGGUCAAGUACAAAGCCUUCAUCCGAAUCCCCAUUCCCACCAGAAGACACACAUUUAGAAGACAGAAUGUCAAAGGGGAGGAGCCUCGGAAUGUGCCCAGGCUGCCCCAUUCAUCUGAAAACGCGAUGAGAGAAGAACAGUUCUUGGGAAGGCGGAAACAACUAGAAGAUUACUUGACAAAGAUACUGAAAAUGCCCAUGUAUAAAAAUUAUCAUGCCACAACAGAAUUCCUUGAUAUAAGCCAGUUGUCUUUCAUCCAUGAUUUGGGACCAAAGGGCAUAGAAGGCAUGAUAAUGAAAAGAUCUGGAGGACACAGAAUACCAGGUUUGAAUUGCUGUGGGCACGGACGAGCUUGCUACCGCUGGUCAAAAAGGUGGCUAAUUGUGAAAGAUUCCUUUUUACUCUAUAUGAAACCAGACAGUGGGGCUAUUGCCUUUGUCCUGCUGGUGGAUAAAGAAUUCAGAAUUAAGGUGGGGAGAAAGGAGACGGAAACAAAGUAUGGACUCCGAAUCGAUAAUCUUUCAAGGACACUUAUUUUAAAAUGCAACAGCUACAGACAUGCUCGGUGGUGGGGAGGGGCUAUAGAGGAAUUCAUCCAGAAACAUGGCACCAACUUUCUCAAAGACCAUCGAUUUGGGUCUUAUGCUGCUAUCCAAGAUAACACUUUAGCUAAAUGGUAUGUUAAUGCCAAGGGAUAUUUUGAAGAUGUGGCAAAUGCAAUGGAAGAGGCAAAAGAAGAGAUUUUUAUCACAGAUUGGUGGUUGAGUCCAGAGAUCUUCCUGAAACGCCCCGUGGUUGAAGGAAAUCGCUGGAGGUUGGACUGUGUUCUGAAACGAAAAGCACAACAGGGAGUGAGGAUCUUCAUAAUGCUCUACAAAGAGGUGGAACUUGCUCUUGGAAUCAAUAGUGAAUAUAGCAAGAGGACCUUAAUGCGUCUACACCCCAACAUAAAGGUGAUGCGGCACCCGGAUCACGUGUCGUCCACCGUCUAUCUGUGGGCUCAUCACGAGAAACUCGUCAUCAUCGACCAGUCAGUGGCUUUCGUGGGUGGGAUUGACCUGGCCUAUGGCAGGUGGGAUGACAAUGAGCACAGGCUGACGGACGUGGGCAGCGUGAAGCGUGUCACCUCAGGGCCGUCUCUGGGUUCCCUCACGGUUGCAACAACAGGGUCUAUGGAGUCUUUAAGUCUCGAAGAUAAAAAUCAAUCCAAUAAAAAUCUGCCCAUCCGGAAGAGUUUUGAUGAUGUGGAUUCAAAAUUAAAAGGAAUAGGAAAGCCAAGGAGGUUCUCCAAAUUUACCCUCUAUAAGCAGCUCCACAGGCACCACCUGCACAACACCGACAGCAUCAGCAGUAUUGACAGUGCCUCCAGUUAUUUUAAUCACUAUAGAAGCCAUCAGAAUUUAAUCCAUGGUUUAAAACCCCACUUGAAACUCUUUCGCCCGUCCAGUGAGUCUGAGCAGGGACUCACUAGACCUGACAUUGACGCUGGCUCCAUCCGCAGUUUGCAGACAGGCGUGGGCGAGCUACAUGGGGAAACGAGAUUCUGGCACGGGAAGGACUACUGCAACUUUGUCUUCAAAGACUGGGUCCAGCUCGAUAAACCUUUCGCUGAUUUCAUCGACAGGUACUCCACUCCCCGGAUGCCCUGGCACGACAUUGCGUCCGCAGUGCACGGGAAGGCGGCUCGGGAUGUGGCGCGUCACUUCAUCCAGCGCUGGAACUUCACGAAGAUUAUGAAACCCAAAUAUCGGUCCCUUUCUUACCCUUUCCUGCUGCCAAAGUCUCAGAUGACAGCCCAUGAGCUGAGAUACCAAGUUCCUGGGGCUGUAAAUGCUAAGGUGCAGUUGCUCCGGUCUGCCGCUGACUGGUCUGCUGGGAUCAAGUACCAUGAAGAGUCUAUCCACGCUGCUUACGUCCAUGUGAUAGAGAACAGCAAACACUAUAUCUAUAUCGAGAACCAGUUUUUCAUAAGCUGUGCUGAUGACAAAGUUGUGUUCAACAAGGUGGGCGAUGCCAUUGCCCGGCGGAUCCUGAAAGCGCACAGGGAGAACCGGAGGUACCGGGUGUAUGUUGUGAUACCACUUCUGCCAGGAUUUGAAGGAGACAUCUCCACUGGCGGAGGAAAUGCUCUGCAGGCCAUAAUGCACUUCAACUACAGAACCAUGUGCAGAGGAGAAGAUUCCAUCCUUGGACAGUUAAAAGCUGAGCUGGGUAAUCAGUGGAUAAACUACAUAUCAUUCUGUGGCCUUAGAACGCAUGCAGAGCUAGAAGGAAACCUGGUCACUGAGCUGAUCUAUGUCCACAGCAAGUUGCUAAUUGCUGAUGAUAACACUGUUAUUAUUGGCUCUGCCAACAUCAAUGACCGAAGCAUGCUGGGUAAGCGGGACAGUGAGAUGGCUGUCAUUGUCCAGGACACAGAGACGGUGCCUUCCGUCAUGGAUGGGGAAGAGUACCAGGCCGGCCGCUUCGCCCAGGGACUCCGGCUACAGUGCUUCAGGGUUGUCCUGGGCUAUCUUUCUGACCCCAGCGAGGACAUUCAGGAUCCUGUGAGCGACAAAUUCUUCAAGGAGAUAUGGGUUUCAACAGCAGCUCGAAAUGCUACAAUUUAUGAUAAGGUGUUCCGGUGCCUACCCAAUGACGAGGUACACAACUUAAUUCAGCUGAGAGACUUUAUAACCAAGCCCAUAUUAGCAAAGGAAGAUCCCAGUAGAGCUGAAGAGGAACUGAAAAAGAUCCGCGGGUUCUUGGUGCAGUUCCCCUUUUAUUUCUUGUCUGAAGAAAGUCUACUGCCUUCCAUUGGAACCAAAGAAGCCAUAGUGCCUAUGGAGGUUUGGACUUAAGAAUUACACUCAUUUGCAGCUUAAGGACUUCACCCUGAAGAUCACACUGCACACAGACUCUUUCUGGGGACCUCACAGCCAUAGCUGUGCUGGGUAUACCCUUGGGCCCAACCCAGGGACCCUUUGGAAUUGCUGAGAAGGGCUGCCCUCGUGCUGAUAUAAGGACACUGAAUGUCAGCAUGGCUUUAUCAUUCCUCUUGCCUGCACUUGUGAAAAGGGGACUGCACUCCUGUUGGCAGCACCCAACAACUCAAAACACAUCAUCAAAUUCCAGAACACACACCAGAAUCCAUCUGUGCUAACGAGACUUCACUGGCGACUGUACUCCAAGUCCUGAAGAGCUGUCUGGACCUCUUCUCAUCUUUCCUUACUUUCAUCUCAGCAGCCAUUGUCUGCUGGAUCCGCUGUCAUCUCCUCGUUCACGUAGGCACUGUUGAGCCACCGUUUGUUUUUAGGAGACGUGAGGUUGAUCAAGAUCCUUAAAGGUUUAAUGGGAUGCUCCUGCUCAUCUGGUCCAAAAGUAGUAGUGUUCAUGCCUCCAAGGGUUUGACCAUUAUUCUUUUCAGUUUACUGUGAGGACAGGACAGAAUUUGGUCCACACAGUAGCCUGUGUUAGGAGUUUCAGAUAACACUGGCACUAGAUCUUAACACACAGAGCAGCAGAAGGAAUUAAAUUAAAUUUUGAAGCAGAGAUCUCACUUUGUUCCUAAAGGCACUGACAAGAUGUGUCCUUGUGAUAGAGAUCACCUGAUCACAUUCGAUAGUGUGUAGGGUGUUUGAUUACACAGAAAGCAGAUAACAGAGCGUUUAACCUUCAGAAACCUCCCAGGUGUCAGUGGGGAUCUGAUCCAGAUGACAAAAGAAGACUCCUCGUCCUGUAAAAUUUCCUGUCACCCUUAGCCACUGGAUUCAUUGGAACUUGAAUUUCUCAAUUUCAUAAUCAAACCAUUGAGUACAAUUUGUCUUUCUAGAGAAUCAAAAGCUUCGUAAUUCCUACCAAGUUAACAAAUACGAGCCUAACCUUAUUUGACAUUCAGCUCUCCCACUCAGAGCUGUUCUUGAAGAAAAAGUAAUCAAUUACAAGAUAUGUUCUGCUUCACUUGCAUUAUUAAAGGUUCAUUAACAUUCCAACAGGGCUUCCAAAAAAGUUAGAAUAUUUAUUAAUCCACGUUGUGCUUCUGGAUAAAUUUUUCUGGAAACCCAUUAUUUCUUUUCAGAAUUUAGAAUACCCCUUGGUUGAAUAAAGAUCAAAUUUUAUUAGACAGAACUACAGUCCAGUCCAAAGAGCUGAUGUGGGUUCCCAAAAGAUCUGCCACCUUCUGGUGCACGUGCAGGAACCGUGACUGCCUGGGCAGACUCUCGUUUGGGCUGUUCUUUAGAGAAGCAAGCACUCAGUUGCUUUCUGCAGUCCAAAAGGUUAAACAGGAGCACAAAGUCCAGGAUGUGAGUAGACGAGAGAGGCAGUGUCGUGCCCAGGAGAGGAUUUCAUCACCAGGGAACAUUUCACAAGUGAGCUAGGAUUCCUAACAAUGGAAACGACAAUGUUCUUAUGAAUAAACUACUUCUCCUGUGGAUAAAGAUGAUAAAAGAACCUCAUUCUGUAGCAACUAUAAUUAAUACAUGUGAUAUUUAUGAAAGAAGUUUAGAUUGGUGUUUGAAGAAUUGUGUAUGUGGAAUACUUACAGAUUUCUUGCAUUUUAAAUAUUUUUUAAAAAUUUUAGAACAGGCCGGCGCCGCGGCUCACUAGGCUAAUCCUCCGCCUAGGGGCGCCGGCACACCGGGUUCUAGUCCCGGUCGGGGCGCCGGAUUCUGUCCCGGUUGCCCUUCUUCCAGGCCAGCCCUCUGCUGUGGCCAGGGAGUGCAGUGGAGGAUGGCCCAAGUCCUUGGGCCCUGCACCCCAUGGGAGACCAGGAAAAGCACCUGGCUCCUGGCUCCUGCCAUGGGAUCAGCGCGGUGCGCCGGCCGCAGCGCGCCGGCCGCGGCGGCCAUUGGAGGGUGAACCAACGGCAAAGGAAGACCUUUCUCUCUGUCUCUCUCUCUCACUGUCCACUCUGCCUGUCAAAAAUAAAAAAAUUAAAAAUUAAAAAAAUUUUAGAACAGUCGGCAAAUUGGAUCCUGACUUUAUACAAGAUGUUUCAAUAAGACCAUGAAAAAUAAAAUCCUAAGAGAAUUUUGUCCCUUAAUAAGCCAUUUAAUCCAAUCCCUUCCCAUUUUUAUAGGUAAGGGAAGUGAGGCUCCAGUUGGGUAAAGGAUUCCUUUAAAUCCACCCAAUGUAUAGAUGGUGGAGCUGGACUAGAAAAUUGAUGUAGCCUGUUCUUGGCCUCUCUCCUCACUUCAUCAUUGCCCAAAAAUGAAGACAUGCAGCCUGCAGAUUGCAGGAGGGAUAUCUCUAAGCCAUUCUGGAUGCCUGUGAUGAUAUCUAUUUGUGUGUUUGUCUCCCCUACUAGAAUGUAAGCUCCAUUGGGCAGGAACUUGACUGUAUUUUUGUUCCUGUGUAUCCACAGAGCCUGGUAUGGUACCUGGUUUAUAGGGCAGGUGAAUACAUGUUUGCAGAAAAAUAAAUGAAGUGGGAAAGAAAGCCAACAAAAUGAAAAUGUACUGACUCUCACACAAGGACUCUGACUGCUGGUUUCUGUGGAAAGUCUGUUUUCUCCUGCGUCUUCUCAAAGGCAAGACGCUCAUCUGUGAGGAGGCCACACGAUUUACUUGAGGAUAGUGUGGGAAGUUCCGUGCAAUAAUGGCAUCUUUUGCAGUAGCAGUUUACAUAAUGCAGCAUUCUGCAAAAUUCUCAUGGGAUAUGGACACGAGCUGUACUGUAUGACCCAGUUACCUGUCACCCUCAGACACUACUACUACCUACUAGAAGUUCAAAUAAUCUCUCUUUAACAUUGCAAUGUCUGAUAAAAACUUGCAAAUGUAAACAAUACAGAGUCUUGACAAGCUAUUAUCCGUUCAACAUUUCAAAUUGACUGUAAUCUUUUGAAAUGCCUAUAAAUGCUAUACCUGACAA